AUGGCAAAAGGUGCUGAAGAAUUUGAACAACAGACGGACUUACCCGACGAAAUUGUUACUAGUCAAUCAAUUUCUGAGAAUAUGAAAAACUACACUAGUUCUGAUGAGAUCAUAAACCAAGCCAUUGGUGACGAGGAGCUAGAUCCCGAGGAGGGAAUGUGCUUCGACACAUUAGAAGAUGUGUGUGCAUAUUAUUACCGAUAUGCGGCUAGGACUGGGUUUGUCGUCAAAAUAAGAACCACCGGCUGGGAGACUAGAAACGAUCAGAGGGUGGUUGUUAAUCAGGUUUUGCAUUGUAACAGAGAUGGAUACCGCACAUCCCGUGUAAAGGCACCCAAGAGAAGGAAAAUGAUGGCCUCAACAAACUGCAAAGUCCGUUGCUAUUUGGCACUAGAUAAGAUGACAGGGCAGUGGAAAAUUUUUCGAGUAGAGGUAUCCCACUCACACCCGCUUAAUCCGAAGCUAUCUGGAAUGUUCUCUGCAAACUGUCAGUUAAGUAUACCGAGUAAGACGUACCAGGCACUAGCCAAUGCCGCCGGUGGCCUUGCCAACCUCACCUUUACGGAGAAUGAUGUUAGAAAUUACAUUGGUAGUCACUUACGCAUUUCCGGGGAUGAGACGGGUCCAAAAGAGUUACUUAAGCACUUCUCACGGAUGAAGGAGCUCAAUCCGAACUUUUUCUUUGAAAUAGAUGUGGACGAAAACCAUAGCAUUAGAAAUGUGUUUUGGGCCGAUGCUCGGUGUAGAGCUGCAUGGGAAUAUUUUGGUGAUGUCGUGACAUUUGACACUACUUAUAAGAUUAAUAGGUACGACAUGUCGUUCGGGUCCUUCGUAGGUGUCAACCACCAUGGGAUGUCUACGUUUCUUGGGUGCGCAUUAUUGCGGAAUGAGGAUACUCAUAUGUUUGCUAAUCGAUACAUGUGGGUGCCAGUAUUUUUUAAAGACGAAUUCUGGACUGGCAUGAGGAGCACACAGCGUAGUGAGAGCAUGCAUUCAGUUUUCGAUAAGUACUUAAACAAUUUUUACAACGUCGCUCAGGAUUUCGUGGCUACUCCAGAAGUUGCUGCUAUAUUGCGUGAUGCCAUGGAUAGUGCUCGGCACAAGCUCAAAGAACACAAAGAAUCCAAACAUCAAGCUGCACAUGGACCUAAUGGUAAUGCACAACCAUCUCCUACCAAUGUGGCAUCUUCCUACAAAGAUACGCAAUGA
Messenger RNA from Arachis duranensis, 1209 nucleotides. Its product is annotated as protein FAR1-RELATED SEQUENCE 5-like. The transcript has 7 exons. Gene Ontology annotation, biological process: regulation of DNA-templated transcription. Bases 1 to 1209 code for a protein of 402 amino acids. The record is from RefSeq and is a predicted model, not a curated record. Lineage: Eukaryota; Viridiplantae; Streptophyta; Magnoliopsida; Fabales; Fabaceae.